Messenger RNA from Pelobates cultripes (western spadefoot toad), 684 nucleotides. The record is from the annotation of a GenBank genome assembly. Lineage: Eukaryota; Metazoa; Chordata; Amphibia; Anura; Pelobatidae.
AUGGCUGCUAAGUCGGACGGGAUGCUGAAGAUGAAGAAGGGCGACGUUGCGUUCACCCCGCUGCAGGACUCGGAGCACUCGGGCUCGGUGCAGGGGCUGGCGGGCGGCUCUCAGCCCGGUGCGGGCGGCUCGCGGUGCUGCUGCAGUGGGGGUGAGCCGGGCACCCAGCCCUGGCCCCAGCCCCGGCCCCGGCGGUGCUCGCGGUACUCGGUGUGGGACUGCUUGUGGAUCGUGGCGGCGGCCGCCGUGUACCUGGCCGAUGUGGGCAGCGAUGUGUGGCUGUCGGUGGAUUACUACGUGCGGGGCCAGCGCUGGUGGUUCGGGCUCACCCUGUUCUUCGCGGUGCUGGGCUCGCUCUCCGUGCAGCUGUUCAGCUUCAGGUGGUUCGUGCACGAUUUCAGCACCGAGAGCAGCGCCCCGGGCUCCGCGCCGCCGGGGGAGGGCAAGCCGGGCUCCGCGGUGGUGGUGGUGGUGGCCGGGGGGGAGGGGAGGGCGAGCACCCCGCAGAGACAGGCUUCCACGGCCAGCAGCGGCAAGACCAAUGCCACCAGUGCCACCAAUGCCACGGCCACCACCCCCGGCAACGGCAGGGCGAGCGCCCCCAGGACCGCCUCCUGCUCCUUCUGCAUCUGGACCAUGCAGUCACUCAUCCACAUCCUGCAGCUCGGACAGAUAUGGAGGUAA